AUUAUCAGUUAUUUGUUAUAACUGACAUCAUUAUCGACUCUUGGCCUGACCACCUAUAAAACCAGUCCAGAGGUUUCUUCUGGUUCACCAAUAUAAUACCACCCAUUGCUUUUCUCAUCCUCUCAUUCAUUUCUCUUCUUCUCUUGCCAUGGUGAUGAUGAGGCAAAUGGGUAAACAACAGAAACGGGUUUACGCUCUGCAAGCCAACAGAUGGGUGCAUUCUUCUGUGUUUGCAAGAAGAUAUGUCAGUUACUUAUUGCCAGCUCUGAAGAGCAACAAAGAAAACGAGGAGUGCUCUAACUCUGAUGUUCAUGAGUUGCAGAAAAUUGUUGAGUACCAAGUGAACAUGGCAAUGGUGCUGUCUGCAUCAACAGAUGGCGAGUUUGCCUGGAUGCGCGCUUUGAAACAGAAGCUCCAAAAAAGCUGUCUCAAUGGUAAGAGCUUGUUUCUGCUACCUCAUCCUCGUGUUUCGAGGCCUGCUUUGAGUUUUCUGCAAAACCCUAGCUGCAGUGCAAGUUAUAAUAAGAUGAAGAAGUACUGCUCCUCUAGUAGGCCUAGGAGGGUGAGACCGCAUUUCCGACCAAGAACUUUAGCUAUCAAGGAAAAUACAGAGAAAGACGAAGAGGCAGAGAUGAUUAGCCGGAAGCUAGUGUCGCUAGGAAGGCUUUUACCAGGAGGGAAUGAGAUGGUUGACGAUGAAUUGCUGGAAGAAGUAGGAAGUUAUGUAACUUGUCUCCAGCUGCAGGUGACUAUUCUUCGGUGCAUAGUGGGAUCAAUGAGCUCGUAGUUGAUUAUUAAUGUUGUUUAUCUUUCAAACUUACCUAAGAAAGUAUUAUAACAAGUUAAAAAUGAAUGAAAUUAAGGUAAUUAAGUGUGGAAAUUUAGCUAUAUAUAUAAUUACUGCAACCGAACUUGUCAUGAUUAUCUUACAUAUA
Molecule: messenger RNA, 935 nt
Organism: Fragaria vesca subsp. vesca
Lineage: Eukaryota; Viridiplantae; Streptophyta; Magnoliopsida; Rosales; Rosaceae
Exons: 1
Coding region: 149-787 (212 amino acids)
Biological process (GO): regulation of DNA-templated transcription
Source: RefSeq, a predicted model, not a curated record